AUGGCCGCCAAAGCCUCCAAAUACCCGGAUCUCCUGCUCUCCUUUCUACUUCCUAAAUUGGAGACGAGUAAUCCAAAACUCCGUGUAGGAACCCUCCUAAUCCUGAAACAAGUGAUCAACUCUGCUACCUCGUAUAUGGAGUCUAAGAAGCCUCUGAUUGUAGCAGCAGUGAAACAGCCGUUACAGGAUGGCAAUAACAAGGUGAGACGAGCAAUGGUUCAGCUGAUUAGUGCUAUGGCCCACCAUGGCUACCUGGAGCAGGCCGGGGGAGAGGUUCUGUUAGAGUAUCUCAUCAGGCUGUGCUGCACAUCUCCAGAGCUGACGGUCCGUAGACAGAACUCUGAGCCCGACGACGUUACUGAAGAGAAUGUGCGGCGCAUCAGCAUCAGUACUUUAUAUCUGAUCAGCACCACUGUGGACCGAAUGACCAAUAUUCUCUGGCCGUACCUUCUGGAGUUUUUGGUUCCCAUUCAGUUUACCAAUGCAGUUACCCCACUCUGUAAGAGCCUGGUGCAGCUGGGGCAGAAGAAGCAGGAGGAAGGAGUGGAAAUGUUUCUCAUCAACUACAACCUGAACGGGAACAUUCCCCCACCACAUGCUCUGUUUGCCCGUCUGUUGGUGGUAGCUGCCGUAGUGGAACUAGGAGAUGGGAGAAGCUCUGCAGCGCUGAGUCUUCUUAAUGUUAUGCAGAUUAACAUCCACCCAACAGUUGGCCAGUGUUGGAGCCAGGAGAUUCCUGCGCUGCUCCAGUGUCUGGAAGAAGCUGCGGAGAAACCCCUGCAACAGAUUGAGUGGGAAGAUAAACUUCUUAAGUUCCUGGUGGCCACACUGCAGUCUGUGGAAGACGAUGCUUGGAAAUGUCAGCUGUCCAUAGACAUGAACAAACAGCUCCCCAACUACAAUGUUUUUUCCACUGAGAAGAAUUUCCUGUACAGAUGCAUUGGCACCACGUUGGGCAUGUGUGUGAACCGUGACAUGGUGAGGAAACAGCUUCAAGAUCUGCUGGCAACAGCACGGUACCAGGAGGAGACAGAUCGGGAGGGACUGGCUGCUGCCUUUGGAAUCUGUUCUGUCCAUCACUUGGAUGACACACUGGAGAAAAUGUCUGAAUUCCUCAAAUCUGACAUCAUGAAGAAAAACUUGGGGAUUUUCAACAUAUUUAAGGAUCGAUCUGAUGGAGAUUUGGAGAAGAUUAAAAGCGCUCUUAUCCUUUGUUACGGCUACGUGGCCAUUUAUGCCCCCACAGAGCUUGUGCUACCACGGAUUGAGUCCGAUAUCCUCCGCAACAUUUUUCUCUAUUUCCAUACGAAGGUUCUGGGGAUAAAGGUAGAAUCCAAGGACCUGACUCUGAGGCUCUGUCUUAUUAGAAGCAUAUCGAUGGUUGGCCUGGCCAUUUGUAACAGCUCCCAAGCUGGUUUCUUCAACUUCAGCCGCAAGGUCGACCUUAUCACUCAGCUCAUGGAGUUCAUUAAAUCUGAGCCAGCGGAUACCAUGAAGACUGCAUUACGUCACCGCUGUCUGGUUGCAUGCACUUACCUGAUUAAGCUGGAGCCGCCUCUGAGUGAUGCCAACAAGUCUGAACUGAUCAAUACCAGCCUGACCAGCAUCUUUAGUCUUCCACCAGUGGGCACCGGGGGUGCUGGGGACUUGCUGAAAGAGACUCUAUACAAAGACACUCUCAUGGCUCUGAAGGACUUAUUGAGAAGUCUUCUAGUUUGGAACCUAACUCCCAGUGGGUUGCAGGAGAUGUUCCAGAUAAUGAGUCCUUGGAUCAAAUCAAGCAAAGAACAUGAACGAGAACGGGCACUGGAUGUAAGUGCAGAUCUGCUGGAUUGCUACUUACACAAGCUCAAUGUUAAUUGCGUUGUCCCAUUCCACAAUCUGGGGGCUUUGAUUGGUAGCCUGGCCACCCGCUGUGCGGACUCUCUCACUUCAAUCCGUCAACGCACAGUGGACUGCAUCUACUACCUUCUCUACAUCCAGCUGAGAUACGAGGGUUUUGCUUUAGAUUAUAAAGAUGAAUUGGUAGAAAAAUUGCAGACUUUCAGAUGUGGACUCCAGAAUCCGGACUCUGGUGUGUUGUUUCACACCUGCUUCAACAUUGCCGUGAUCAUUGGAAAACGGCUUCCUCCAGAGCAAAUUACUAGCCUCUUGUUCAUCACAUUUGAGGGACUUUCAGACCCUGAUACAAACUGCUCCAGAGCUGCAACUGUUAUGGUCAAUUCUCUGCUAAAAGAACGUGGCUCAAUCCUGCUUUCAAAGGUACCAGAGAUCAUUGUGAGAGUUCACGACCAGUUACAGGAUUCACAGGAAGAGCACGUAAAGAAAGCUGCCAUUCAGACCGUGUACAUUUUAGCCACUCAACACGUGGAAGCUGUGGUUUCUAGCCUUCUCUCCAGCCAGGUGCCGUAUGACAGUGAGACGUGCAUCCUGUGGAGAGCGCUGUCCUCCGAUCCUCCUCUCACGUCGCAGGUACUGACUCUCCUCUUGGAAAAGCUGUGCGCGGAUGUCCCGUAUAAGGAGAGCAAGACGUCUCUGCUGAGCUCUGUGUCUGGCCGGGUGGCUACGCUCCUUCCACUCUCUGCUGCCUGUGCUCUGCAGGAGGUUCUCUCCGUGCCAGAAUCUGCUCCGGCUGUGAUGGAACACUACUCCCAGCUCUUCACGGCACUCCUUCUCCGUAUCAGCUCUAUGGUUGGUGUCCACUUACCCAAAAACCUGGGCGGAUCCAAGGACAGGAAGAACUCCUCGCAACGCAGUCUGGACCCCUGCAGCUCUGCAGUGGAGGCUCUGAAGUACAUGCUCAUUCAGGGAGGAUGUGAGGAGGUGAGCCUCAGUGUAGAGGCUGAAGGAGGCUGGGAAAACAUGAAAAAAGAAGACUCCCAUCAUGUUGGCAUCUCGUCACUCAGCAGUUCCAUGGUACAGUAUGCAACGCCCAAGCUGCCAGCUAUCAUAAAGUGCCUGCAGCCAAUUCAGAGUGCGGUGUAUGACUGUCAGCGAAUCACCGCAACUGCAUUUCUUGCAGAGGUCUUACGUCACAGUGAUCUCAAUGAUUUCAUCGUCUUAGAGUCACUAAUGGACAGUAUGACAAGUCGGCUGAGGGAUAACUGUGUGAUGGUUCGGAUGCUUGCUGUUCGAGGUCUAGGGAACAUUGCUUGUGGUUCUCCUGACAAGGUGAAGAAAUAUGGAUCCCAGCUCCUGACUUCCAUGAUCAAUUCUAUGGAUGACCGUGAAGACCCCGAGCAUGUGGUGACACAGGAAGCCAUGUCAAGUCUGUCCUUGCUUCUCCCACAUGUACAAGACCGGGAUAUCCACUCACUGCUCAUUCACACAGCCAUCCGGAUCCGGCCUUUCUUCGACCAUGAGAGAGAGGAGCUCCGCAGUGCCUCUGUUGUCCUUUUUGGGAAUCUCAGCAAGUUCAGCUCUGGUGAAGGGGAGGAGGUAUUUUUUGAGCAGAUCCUGAAUAGCCUUGUGGUGCUGCUACUGCACCUGCAGGACCCAAAGCCAGAAGUUGUCAAGGCAUGUAAAGUUGCUCUGCAGAUGUGUGCAGCAAAAAUGAAGAGUCAGAGUCUGGCUGAGAUGUUCCAAAGUCACCUGCAGCCCAGCCGCAGCCUGCACUACGGAGAAUUCAUGAAUAAUGCCUGCAAACACCUGUUGCAGGGAUACCCAGACAUACUUUCUCAACUUAUACAAACUAAUAUUACCUACUUCAAGAGCAUCUGGCCCGAGGUCCGAGCAGCAGCUCCCAUGUUUAUUGGUUUCCUGGUGCUGCACAUGCAGAGCGAUCAGACUAAGCUGGUAGAUCUGGACCAUCUGGUCACAUGUCUCAUUGUGCUCCUGAAGGAUCCCGUACCAUCUGUGCGAGUUAAAGCCUCCGAGACUAUGGCUCGUCUUGUAAAGAUUGUAUAAUUGUUCAAGAAAGAAUUUCAAACUUAUCCUGAAAUAAAUGAGCCUAUUUCUGCAUGUCCAGCAUCACCUUAUGCUAAGGAGGAAGGCUUUCAAAAGGUCCUCACCAUUCCUCGAUUUCUUCGCGGUGUCCCUCCCACAUGGAAUCUCUAUGCUUAUCUUCUGUCUUUGUUAUAAAGAUGUGCCCAAUUCUGUCUUCCACCUUUGUCUCCCUGCUUGUGAGUGGCAGAGGAAGAGUUCCUUGGUUUGUAAUAUUGGAUUAUCCACCGGCUCAGAGACAUAGUUCAGUGGAGGGUUUCCUCUUUAUUGAUGGUGCAAUAUUUUUAGGCUGUGGUGGUUGUGUGUG
Molecule: messenger RNA, 4249 nt
Organism: Pelobates fuscus (common spadefoot toad)
Lineage: Eukaryota; Metazoa; Chordata; Amphibia; Anura; Pelobatidae
Gene: MROH1
Product: maestro heat like repeat family member 1
Exons: 34
Coding region: 1-3906 (1301 amino acids)
Cellular component (GO): cytoplasm
Source: RefSeq, a predicted model, not a curated record